CGACACUCAGAAUUCCCCUCACUAAAAAAGUUCGAAAUGCAUGUCCCCGUUUUGGCUUGGGCAGAGACCGAGCAGCUUUUCAUGCACUCUCAGUGUAGAGCAUGCCAGACCCUUGAACACGUUGAAAUUGGCCCCACCACGAUGUCAAAGGAUGAUACACAGUCGUACAACUGUUUUACAACAAUUAGACAGUUUCUUUGUUUCACGCAGCUACGAAUCCUGCAGGAGUCUGUGUCCAUCACUCCAUGUACCUGGACAACGACCUUUUUGUGGAAGCUAUGUCAAGUUGGCCGCACAUUCGCCGUCUACAAAUCAUGGGUCACGCGGAUCUUCAUACACCUACUGUCACAUUCCGCGCACUAUUCACAGGCUCCGUUUAUGUCCCCACUUGCAACCCUGAAAGCAUUGGUCGAUGCUGGGAAUAUCGAUAUCGAUCCUACAGCCGAGUCAUUUCAACAUACCUCUCUACAAACAUUCCAAGUGGGCGCCUCGCCCGUAGCGGAUGCUGAUGCUGUCGCUCGCAUCAUUUUCUCCAUGCUCCCAUGUGUCGAGUAAGUCAGCGACCUCAAGAGGGCGUGGCACCGGGUCAACCUGCAUCUCAAAAAAAUUAGAUUUUCCGUGGCUCUUGGCCGCCAUAUCACAGGAGCAGCGCCGACGAUAAGUUUGGGAUAGUAUUUUCAUGUACGGGAAAUUUUCCUAGAGUUGCUAGUAGAUGCUUUCGUACUUUGUGUGAGGGACGAGCAAGGUAGAUCGUCUCAAUGUACGCUGGAAAUACCCUUUGUACCUGUCGACCGGCCUUCGUAAGUUAGCAACUGUCCAUGAGCUUGUACCUUCAGUUGGCAAGU
Molecule: messenger RNA, 845 nt
Organism: Suillus paluster
Lineage: Eukaryota; Fungi; Basidiomycota; Agaricomycetes; Boletales; Suillaceae
Exons: 1
Coding region: 37-555 (172 amino acids)
Source: RefSeq, a predicted model, not a curated record